AUGCCUAAGAAAAGGCACCAGGCGCUAUACUCGAAGCCGCAGUCAACUGCCCCAUCAUCAUUGGGUGCCUCAGCUUCAGCCUCUUCUUCUUCCCAGAGCCAACGUAAGGGCGUCAACGAACUUUUGGCCGAUCUCCGUCGAUCCUCCCCCCGUGCUACCUCGACGGCAUCAGCAGCAGUAUCAGAAGCCACCGCUCCUACCGUCCCUCCAGCCCUCCGACAGAUCCUCCAGAUCCCAGAGACGCCACCACCACCACCCAGGCGUGCCCCGAGAUUCGACGCUACAGGCAGGAGGGUACCACCAGGCCCACCCCCUCCACGCAGCUGGCUGUCGCGAACGUCCAGCCAUGCCCAGCGCGCACACGCGACUGCCGCCCAGCGCGGUGCCCAGGCCAUCCAGGGCCUGCCGGGGACGUACGAGCCAGACAAAGGCAGCCUGAUGGACAUCGUCCUGCGCAGGAUGGCCCUGAACUGGGAACUCCAGAGGGACUACGACCAGUACUACCUGCACAUGUUGCCCAGCCGAGCCAGGGCCUCGUUGGCAAAAUACGUUGGCAUUUGGUAUGAGGGUGGCGUGUCCGCCGCGGACUUGCGCAACAUCCUGAUACCUCCUCCGCCUCCUCCUGCCUCGAGGUACGACGAUGGCAGCGAGCAUCAGCAGCCCCAGGUCGAGGCCGAAGCGCUCGUUUCCCUAAACAGCAACAUCUACUCCCUCGACCUGACGGGCUCGGUGGGCCACUCCAUGUCCGUCCGAGAGCUGUCGGACGUUCUCUUCCCGCCGAAGCUGGCGCGCGCAUCUGAAGUGGUACAAGACUCUUGGGACACUGCGGAAGCGCCGUCGCUGCCCCCGAAGCUCCUGCCCAACAUCACGCACCUCUGCCUUGCCGUCGCCCCCAGCGUCUACCAGCAGGGCGGCGGGCCCGGCGUGUCCUGGAGGCAGCUCCUCGCCCUCGCGGCCAAGCUACCCACGCUCACGCACCUGAGCUUGGCGUACUGGCCAGAGCCAUCUAUGACGCCCAAUGCGAAGUUUACCACGAUCGUCUCCCCCGAGGGCGUGGUGCAGCAGUACUCGGGUACAGGGGCGUACGCGCACACUCUCGACAACGACUGGUCCGAGGCCGUCAUCCUGUUGAGGAAGCUGAGCAAGUGCCUCUACGGGCUCGAGUAUCUCGAUCUGACGGGCUGCGGGGCGUGGUUCAAGGCCCUCAUGGCGAAUGUCGACGGGGACAAGGUCGACUGGGGCGGGCCAUGGGGCAAGGUCUCAACAUUGAAACUGAGGUACGGGUACGAUGUGAGCAAGGAUACACCGAUUGUGGACUCUGAGAGGUACCGCGCGGCGGCUGAGAUGGCCAGGUCGGUUGAAAAAUACAUUGUCGCACAACGAGCCGGGAAAGGAAGAUUCAUCAAUGUGGACAGUGAUGCUAUAGACGAUGCCUGGUGGCCCUCCAUGAGCUAG
Messenger RNA from Colletotrichum graminicola M1.001, 1455 nucleotides. RefSeq names its product tafazzin. The transcript is spliced from 2 exons. The record is from RefSeq and is a predicted model, not a curated record. Lineage: Eukaryota; Fungi; Ascomycota; Sordariomycetes; Glomerellales; Glomerellaceae. Bases 1 to 1455 code for a protein of 484 amino acids.